AUGGAAGAAAUCUUAAGAAGUGUCUAUGAAUAUUCAGAUGAGCUACUUUUGGAGUUACUUCAGGAAGAGCAACCCCUGGAAGCAGCUGUUAAUAUACUGUGUGGUGUAAUUCGAAGCAUCACUGCACAGGAAAUAUUGAGAGAAAAAGAGCAGCUCCUGCUUCUUUAUAGAUAUUUGCUAAUGCUUGUAAGAAUGCCUGAGAUGUUUGACUUUGAAGGCAGGAGCAUCAGCCGAACAGUAGAAAUAUUCUAUGGCGCGUGCAUGCAUCAUAAGCUGCCGCUGCACACCACGCUAUCUGGCAAUGAAAUAGGCGAGGAAAUACUUACUGUGCUUCUCCAUGGGGUCUAUAGAAAGAUGGACCACUCUUCUGAGCCGGGCAGAUAUGCAAAUUACUCAAGCCCUAGCAGGAUAGAGGAGAAUUCCUCGUAUAAUUUAUCUGUGCAUGAAGACUUGCUAAAGCACCCAAUGGCAACAAGGAUAUUAGAGAAAAAGAGUCUUUGGGGCCUAGAGCCAAUUUUGCCAACAGGAGAGGAUGAGUGGGUGCACAUGCAGUGCAGAAAUAGCAGGAUUUUUAAUCUAACCCAGUCGUAUAUUCUAAAUCUGUGCCCAGUCUACUACACAGGAGAGCAUAUAGGGAUAUACAUGAUGUACCCAGAGUUCUACAAUAAACCAAAGGCAGAAAUACAAAGGGCCCGGGCUUCGCUGCAAAAAGUAGUAGACCAGACAAAUACAAGGUUCUUUAGCAUUUUCAAGUCAUUGAUCAUGGUUAAUAAAGAUAUUAAAAAGAAUUUUAUAUCGUCAAUCUACAGCAUAUACGAAAACAACAAAGAAAGAGAAAAGACCAGAUACAAGCUAGAGGAGGUGCAGCCAGAUGCAAAAAUAUUCACAAUUUCAAAUCUUCUUGGACGGCUUAUCCAGCCUGUUGCAAAUGACACAAUAAAAAUGCAAAGUAUCCCAGCAGACACACUCCAGCGAUCAGAGUACUUAAAAAGUACACAGUUUCCAAUAGCAACCAGCACACCCUGCAUGACAAGCUCCAUGACAAAUAUGAACUCUCCAUCAGACAUUAGCUCACGAGCAGAUGCACCGAAGGCAAAUGACACUUUUUUAUCUGAGCUGUUCUAUGGAAAGCUGCUGUAUAAUAGAAUAUCGUAUACCCAGAUAUACACAAACUACAAUGCAUAUACUGAAGACAUGAGAAGAACAGAGCGUGCAAUCGCAUCUGCCCCUAAUGACCAGAGAAUGAAGUAUGUGCUAAGUAUCCUGAAUUCAGAGCUUGAAUACAUAAAUGCCCUAUUGGCCUGCGACACCAUGCGAACAGAGGUUGUAUUUCUAAUGUACACAGUUUCAUUCCUUAACCAUAUGGCGCAUAAAGGGCGGUUAAGCACUGUGCCUGUCUUCAUAUUAGAGAACAUCAUUAUUUCGCUGGAAAGACUCACGCAUAUGAAGCUGGGAAUUAGGCUAACGCAGGAAGAUGUAAGGAAAGUUCACAUUCUGUGCAUACAUGUGCUAAACUCCAGAAUCAACAUAAACUACAAGCAGGAGGUGAUUAAGCUCUUACUGACAUACAUAAACACAUCUGAGUGCGAGUACACUCCAGGAAUUGUUCUGUCAAUUAUAAUGUACUUCAUUGAUGUGCAAAUAGAAAUAAGAAACCAGUCGGAGCAGCUGCAGGAAAGAGGAAGGGCAUCGUGCAUACUGGACUAUCUGCUAGAGAAUUACAAAGGAAAGGAAGAGAUCCGAGGAAUUCUUGAAACAGCUCACAGCACAAGUGAUCAUAAGGACACAAAAACAGUUUUUCUACUGCAUUUACUCUCUUCAUUAGUUGAUGCGCAGGAAAGAGGAUUUGAGGAGCUGCGAAAGGUAUCUAGGGCACAGAGGGAAAGCGAGCCUGCAGAGAGCAUUGAUACGUACAUAGAGCACUCAAACUCCUAUUUCUAUAUUGUGGAUGUUAUAGACCGCAUAAUCUUCACGCUCAUGGACGUAUCUGCAAAGGCAUUUUCAUCCUCGCUAAUUAUGUGCCGGCUGGCAUCUCUGCUCAAUGCGUCUUUAAUCACCUUGGUUAGCAAGAAAUCCUCUGAGCUGAAGCUAAAUAGCUCUAAAAGCACAUUCUCUCCUGUCACACUACUUGGAAACCGCGUAAAAAUGUAUAUAUCGCUGAAAAGCAUGGCUUUUGUAAAGGCAGUGGCAGAGGAUGAGGAUAUGUUCAAGCCAGAGCUAUUUAGCAAAGCAAUUGAGAUAUGCGACAGAAAGGGAGUGCUAACACAAAGAGAUAAAGCAUAUGCAAUUCUAUUCAUCAAGCGAGUGGCUAAUCUGAAAGAGCAGAGAACAGUCAGCUCCAUUACAUAUCCAGAUGAAUUCAUCGACCCACUAACCUUUGGGCUGAUGAAAGACCCAGUUAUACUAAGAACUAGCAAUACACGGGUGGACAGGUCAACUGCAGCCAUGAUACUUAUGACAGAUCCCACAGAUCCAUUUACUAGAGACCCGCUUACAGAAGAAGACAUUUUAGAAGACCAUGAAAUGCGCAAAAUAAUUCAUGAUUUCUUGGCUAAGCAUACUUAG
Molecule: messenger RNA, 2565 nt
Organism: Nematocida ausubeli
Lineage: Eukaryota; Fungi; Microsporidia
Exons: 1
Coding region: 1-2565 (854 amino acids)
Biological process (GO): protein polyubiquitination
Cellular component (GO): ubiquitin ligase complex; cytoplasm; nucleus
Molecular function (GO): ubiquitin-ubiquitin ligase activity
Source: RefSeq, a predicted model, not a curated record